GGAAGCGAGAUCAUCCUGGAAGAAAAGCUGUGUGUCCUUAAUGCUGGCUGGAGCAGAGUACGUACCUGGACAGAGGAUUGGUGCAAUACUCUGCUGAAUCACCAGAGUCAGAUGGAGAUUUUCGAUGAGAAUGUUGCUCACAUAAGCACUUGGCUCUACCAAGCAGAAGCCCUCCUUGAUGAGAUUGAGAAAAAGCCAGUUGUCAAGAAAGAAGAAACUGUGAAGCGCCUGCUGUCAGAGCUUGAUGACGUCAGUCUCAGAGUGGAUAAUGUUCGUGACCAGGCCAUAAUUCUUAUGAACAGUCGUGGUAAUUCUUGUCGUGAAUUGGUAGAACCAAAGCUGGCUGAACUGAACCGCAACUUUGAGAAAGUCUCUCAACACAUAAAGGCUGCCAAGGUGCUUGUGAGUCAUGAUGCCCUAGCACAAAGUCCAGGA
Staurois parvus is the source of this 435-nucleotide messenger RNA. Lineage: Eukaryota; Metazoa; Chordata; Amphibia; Anura; Ranidae. The record is from the annotation of a GenBank genome assembly.